Ochotona princeps (American pika) is the source of this 769-nucleotide messenger RNA. RefSeq lists its product as uncharacterized. Lineage: Eukaryota; Metazoa; Chordata; Mammalia; Lagomorpha; Ochotonidae. The record is from RefSeq and is a predicted model, not a curated record. Gene Ontology annotation, molecular function: protein binding; oxidoreductase activity, acting on the CH-CH group of donors. Gene Ontology annotation, biological process: very long-chain fatty acid biosynthetic process.
AUGCAAGUCACUUUGAAGAAAAGAAACGGGAAGUUUAUUGGCGCUCUGGACGUGAGCGAGGACUGCACAGUCGAGGAGUUCAAACAGCUCUUCUAUACCCACUAUCGGUACUACCCGGAGAGACAGCGGUGGACAUUCGGAGACGCCAAGGGAAAGCCGCUUAUGGGCGACGCGACAUUAGCUGAAUGUGGGGUGCAUGACGGCUCUGUUCUCGUCUUCAAAGACCUCGGUGUACAGAUUUCGUGGCUUGUAUUUGUGUUAGAGUAUCUCGGACCUCUUCUUAUAUUACCUCUCUUCUAUCUUUUUCCUUCUACCAUCUACGGUGUACGACACCCCCCAGAAAAAUGUCUUGCACAAAAAGUCUGCUUCUGGCUGGCAAUGCUCCACUUUGCGAAAAGAGAGCUAGAGUCACUAUUCGUACAUCGGUUCAGCAGCAGUACAAUGCCCAUCAUCAGCGUCCCUAGAAACUGUGGCCAUUACUGGGGGCUCUUCGGAGUUUUAGUGGGUUACUUCCUUUUUCACCCUCGUUACAAGCCCUUGUGGCCCGACGAGCAGUCGCACUUUCCCAUCAUCUUUCUUGCGGCUGCAAUGCUGAUCUUUGAGUUACUAAAUUUCAAGACGCACUUGAUAUUACGAGGACUACGACCGCGGGGCACACGGCAACGAGGCAUCCCCUACGGCUGGGGAUUCGAUUAUGUCAGUUGUGCUAACUACACUUAUGAGACCUCCUGCUGGGUGUGUUUUUCCCUGCUCUCCUGGACUCUAACAU